AUGGAUUGGAGCCAUGCGAGCCAGUCUCUGCUCCAGUCACGGUCCCAGGCACCUUUUCCAUCAUCCUUGCCCCUGUGGCUGCCAGCUCCAAGCCCCCAAGGGAAUAUCACCACCCCACCUAGUGGCUUGGAGCCAGCUUCUCCCCUAAUUCCCCCAGCUUACGGAGCCGCAGGGAGCAAAGGCGUCAAGAACCACCCGUGGCGGGAGCAGGGCGUCUUCGUCUCCGCCCUCUUCUCCCUUGGUCGCAGGGAGCCGCUUUACAUCCUAGUGGGGCAGCGGGGAGAGGAUGCCUGUCCCCGAGUAAGCGGGGCCCGUGGGAAAGGGGGAAGCCGGCAGAGCCAGCGCGUCUGUCUCGGAGAGACUCGGACCGCUGAGGAGCACGCGGCGACGGAGGGGGCCGAAGGGGUCCCGGGGUCGCGGCGCCGGGCGGGAGGCGGGGGCGCCACCUACAUCUUUCGGCUGCGCGUCGGCGAGCUGGAGCCACUGCUGGUGGCGGCCGGAGGAGGCGGGCGGGCCUACCUGAGCGCCAGGACCGAGGCUGCCCCUGAGAAACUGGAGAGCCGCUCGGCGACGCCCGGAAGCAGCGGGAGAAGCGGGGCCGUGGGGAGAGGCGGGGGCGGCUGGACGUCGGGCCGGGCCCCCUCUCCGCAGGCCGGCCGUCCACUGCUGGAGGGGGCGGGGGGCGGCCAGGGCUGCGCAGAGGCCUGGGCUACACUUGGCCGGAGGCUUGGGGGCGGCGGCGGGGCCUGUACUGCGGGUGGAGGCGGCGGCGGCGGCUACCCGGGCAGUUUCCAGGCCUCGGAGACUGACAUCCUCUGGGUUGAUGGAGAAGAUGAGGUAUCCUUCAUACACCCCUGCAGCGAAGGCUUUCUGCAGCCUCUGGCAGUCAUGGAGAGUCACAGAGAGGUAGAGAUCUGACUGCUCCUCAACUGUAGUCAUGGCCAUUGCCAGUGGCAGGCAGAGCUCUGGUUAGCCAAAUGCAUGUGCCCAGGGGGCAUGGAGCUAGCUGCAGGUAACAUUACAUGCAUGGUACAGGUAAACCUGCCCACCUCACCAGGCCCUCUGGUUCUGUUGGUGACUGUUGUGACCUCUACAUUGAGCCUCCUUAUGGUGUGUGGGGUUCUUAGUCGGGUGAACCAUAAGAAGUGGUAGGGCCUGUGGUAGAUGAGGCUGCACGACCCUGAGCUCAAGCUGAGCUACCUUCAAACCUCCACCACCAGGACACCUCAACCUUACUACUGCCAGGUGGGGUUUGGCCCCGCCCAGCACUGGCCUCUGCCCCCAGGACUUACAGAGGUUUCCCCAGCCAAUGUCACUCUGCUCAGAGCACUGGGCCAUGGUGCCUUGGGAGAAGUCUAUGAAGGACUGGUAAUUGGCCUUCCUGGGGACCCCAAUCCCCUGCAGGUGGCUGUCAAGACCCUGCCAGAACUCUGCUGUAGUCAGGAUGAGCUGGAUUUCUCACCGCAUCAGUGACUGGGGUAUGUGCACCUCCCACACAGCACAUUCAGCCAUCAGAACAUUGUGCGCUGCGUGGGGCUCAGACUCUGGACUGCCCCUCGCCUAAUUCUGCUGGAGUUGAGGUCUGGAGGGGACAUGAACAGUUUCCUGAGGAACAACCGGCCACACUUGGGCCAGCCAUCACCUCUGGCCAUGUGGGACCUGCUCCAGCUGGCUCAGGACAUAACCCAGGGCUGCCACUACCUGAAGGAAAAUUUUUUUUCCUGCAGGGACAUUGCUGCCAGGAACUGCCUGCUGGGCUGCACUGGACUCAGCCCAGUGGUUGGUACUGGGGACUUCAGGAUGGCAAAAUAUGAUAUUACAGGUGUGGGGUCUGGGGACGCGGGGAAGGCUCUGCUGCCAGUCAAGUAGAUGCCUGAAGAGGCCUUUCUGGAGGGCUUCAUUUUCAUAUCCAAGACAGACUCCUGGUCUUUCGGGGUCCUGUUCUGGGAAAUCUUCUUAUUAGGCUACAUGCCCUACCCUGGGUGCACCAACCAGGACAUACUGUACUUUGUCACUGGAGGGGGACAGAUGGGCCCUCCCAGGGGCUGCCCAGGCCUGUACUGUACCAUGACACGGUGUUGGCGGCACCAACCUCAGCUGUGCCCCUGUUUUGCCAGCAUCUUGGAGCAUCUUCAGUACUGCAUUCAGGACCCGGAUGUGCUGAAUUUAUUCCUGCCAAUGGAGCUACUGCCCACUCUGGAUGAGGAAAAGGCUUCUGGGCUGGGGAGCAGGUCUUUGGAGGGCCUAAGAUCCCCAUGGGCCCAGGAACUGAAUCUGGAGAGCUUAAAGAGCUGGAUAGGGAGCCUCCUUGGCCCCUGACUGCCCUCUAGUCCCAAGACCAAAUCCAGGGACCUCCAACCUCGGAAACUUUGGAAUCCCCCCUAUGACUCUUGGGCCCCAAGGGGCCCUGAAGGUGAGGACUCAGGCAGUGCAAUGGUUCCUCCCUGCACUCUUCCUCAGGCUUCUAGGUAGCUUGUUAUUCCCGUAG
This is a messenger RNA of Lynx canadensis (Canada lynx), 2488 nucleotides long. It is a transcript of the gene LTK, whose product is annotated as leukocyte receptor tyrosine kinase. Lineage: Eukaryota; Metazoa; Chordata; Mammalia; Carnivora; Felidae. Gene Ontology annotation, biological process: regulation of cell population proliferation; multicellular organism development; cell surface receptor protein tyrosine kinase signaling pathway. Gene Ontology annotation, molecular function: ATP binding; transmembrane receptor protein tyrosine kinase activity. Gene Ontology annotation, cellular component: signaling receptor complex. The record is from RefSeq and is a predicted model, not a curated record.